UCGGUAAUGGACGAAGCACCUAUACCGCAUUUGUUUUUCCUUAUCACGACUCAAAAUUUAUCGUUACUAUCAAUAAUACCCUUCAAGGUUCCCUCGAAAACGGAUUCCUAUUAGUUGUUUGGAGUCUAAGUUCAAAAACGCGUCUUUUUUUUUCGAUUUCACGAUGAAAGUGAUAGUGAAAUCGGUUUUGGCCGAGACGGAGUUAGAAGCUCCCCCAAAAUCACUGUUCAGGGAUAUUUUCUUGAUGAUCUGUAGGAGUUUGGGACUGCAGGAGACGUGGUUUUUCGGUUUGUGCUACCGACCCAGGCAGUCGACCGAUUUGGUGUGGUUGGACACGUCCAAAAAGGCCCUCAAAGACCUACCAGAAGCAGCCAGAGACCUGAAUUUUCGAAUAAAAUACUACCCAGAAGACGUGGCUAGCGAACUGAUCGAGAACAUCACCAUCCAGGUCUUCUACACAGAAGUUAAAGCUGCCAUCCUGUCCAGCGAAAUCUUCUGUCCAGCGGACACGGCAGCUUUGCUGGCAUCCUACUCCUUGCAGGUCAAGUUCGGCGACUACGAUGAUCAGAAGCACGAUGAAGAAUUCGUGGUCAAGCAGACCUUGCUGCCGAAGAGGGUUAUAAAACAGCAUGAUCUCGACGCUAUGACGUGGACAGAAAGUCUGACAAGUAUGUGGAAAAAAUUGGCAGGAAUGGACUCUGAAGACGCCAUGUUGGAGUACUUGAAACUGGCUCAAAACCUAGAUAUGUACGGGGUAUUCUACUUCGACAUCCUAAACAAAAAACGGACCAAACUGUUGCUAGGUGUCAACGCCCUAGGGUUGGACAUAUUUGUGCCCGAAGAUCAGUUGAAUCCUCAGGUAUCCUUCCCAUGGUCAGAAAUAAAACAUCUAACCUUCAGGGACACAAAAUUCAUAAUCAAACCUGUAGACAAAAAGGCACCAACUUUCACAUUCUUCACGACCAGUGGAAAGAGCAGCAAGCAAAUCUUGAACUUGGGAGUUGGAAAUCACCAGCUUUACGUGAGAAGAAGAAAGCCAGACACUCCAGAAGUUGCUAAGAUGAGGGAGAAGGCUAAUGCUGUCAGAGAACUGAGGGAAAAUCACAAGGACAAACUCAACAUAGAAAGAACUGCAAGGGAAGAAGCUCUUCGUAGAGAAAUGGAGUACCAGAAGCAGCUAAAAAAAAUGCAAGAUGAACUGGAACAAAGCAGGAAGACUCUCGUGGAGGCCAAUCAAAUAAUUCGGCAACUACAGGAUCAGCUACACGAGCUACAGGAGGCCAAACAAGAGCUAGAAAUCGAACAAAGAGAACUCAAAUCCAUGAUCGAACGAUUGCAAGAAGCCAAAAACAUGGAAGCUGAGGAAAAAUCCAAACUCGAGUGGGAAAUAAUGGAAAAACAGAAGAUGGUGCAGAAGAUACAGGACGAAGUGGCUGCUAAGGACGAAGAGACCAAGAGGUUACAGGAGCAAAUAGAGCUCGCGCGAAGGAAGGAGGAGGAAUACAGGAUUCAACAGCAGAAAGCUGAAGAAGAAAGGUUGCUGGAGAAGGCUAGGUUGGAGGAGGAAGCUAAGAGACGAGCAGAACUCGAGGCUGUACCAGAUAAUGCCAAUACUGAACUUCCGGAAGUUGUAAAAGUGAACGAAAAUCUUCAGGAGCAACUCAAGUCGCUACAAAGUAAACUAGAGGAGUCGUUCAAGAAGGAAGAAGAAACAUCUUUUGAUAAAAUACACAGAAUUAACGUUAUGGAAGGAAGGGAUAAAUAUAAGACUUUGGCUGAUAUCAGAAGGGGAAAUACUGUGAGACGUAUAGAAAUGUUCGAGAAUAUGUGAAGAAAUUAAUAUAUAUUCAAAAUUUACUCAUCUAGUCGAUAUACAUAAUAACUUAUUUAUAAUAGAUAUACGUUUAAAAUAUUUUAUUACAAAUUAUUUGACAAUAAUUGAAAAAUGAACUCAAGUUACCCUAAAAGAGAUUGUUUGGUUUCAGAUUUUUAAUCUUGUUUUCGAUAAAGAUGUAUUUAUGUAUUAUACAACAGUGUAUUAUGAUUCUGAUCAUCAUAGCGACAGUAUUGAAUGAAUGUAAUCGUUUAUAUCUAAAUAAAUUUUUUCACAUUU
Molecule: messenger RNA, 2113 nt
Organism: Coccinella septempunctata (seven-spotted ladybird)
Lineage: Eukaryota; Metazoa; Arthropoda; Insecta; Coleoptera; Coccinellidae
Product: moesin/ezrin/radixin homolog 1-like
Exons: 5
Coding region: 164-1831 (555 amino acids)
Biological process (GO): regulation of organelle assembly; positive regulation of protein localization to early endosome; regulation of cell shape
Cellular component (GO): microvillus; plasma membrane; cytoskeleton
Molecular function (GO): actin binding; cell adhesion molecule binding
Source: RefSeq, a predicted model, not a curated record